AUGCGUCUCUCAGUUACUCUCGCAUUGGCUACUGCUGUUGCUGUUUCGGCCCAAAACUGUAAUCCUACAUAUAACGUUGCUUCUUCUGGCGAAUGCUUUACCAACUGCAAUAUUAAAACUGGUCAAAAAUACUUAUCUGGUUGGACUAUGGAUCAUACUUCUCCAUUAUUUAUUGAUUCUCUAAAUCUUAUGUGUACAAAAGGUACUGCUGAAUACUUAGCCUUUAUGUCUGAAGCCGGUAUAUGCAUGUCCCGCUGCCCUGAUAAUCCUGCACUGUUUGCUGAUGAAUUUGCUGGUGCUUGUGCUUGGUAUGCACAACAUAAGAACGAUACUUGUACAGAUUCUCCAAAUACCACGAAUACAACCAUUGCAUCAUCGAGUACUACUAACUCAUCCCCUUCCAAUUCUUCU
This is a messenger RNA of Cokeromyces recurvatus, 411 nucleotides long. RefSeq lists its product as uncharacterized. The transcript has 2 exons. The annotation marks the transcript as partial. Lineage: Eukaryota; Fungi; Mucoromycota; Mucoromycetes; Mucorales; Mucoraceae. The record is from RefSeq and is a predicted model, not a curated record.